Molecule: messenger RNA, 2084 nt
Organism: Paramacrobiotus metropolitanus
Lineage: Eukaryota; Metazoa; Tardigrada; Eutardigrada; Parachela; Macrobiotidae
Product: max-binding protein MNT-like
Exons: 6
Coding region: 386-1822 (478 amino acids)
Biological process (GO): regulation of transcription by RNA polymerase II
Molecular function (GO): RNA polymerase II cis-regulatory region sequence-specific DNA binding; DNA-binding transcription factor activity, RNA polymerase II-specific; protein dimerization activity
Source: RefSeq, a predicted model, not a curated record
CACGGCGCCGCCGCACACACACGUAUAUUAAUACACAGUACGACUGUAGUGAUGAUCACCGGGCGGCAUAGUACGGCAGCCGCCCUUUAGCACUUGCUGUGUCCGGGCUUUGUUCAGCGCCGAGGCAGCGAUGCAGAAGUCUGCUUUCAACAGCAUGACUAUAGUUAGCGUUUCGAGGCUGGUGUGCUGAUGCCGGAAACGAGCAUGGCAACCGCAUGCUUCACACAGCGUGCGCUACGUUAGAAGGACGCUGAGGGUUUUGUCUGCUGUUCGGACAACGUGGUUAACUAGUGUGUGUGUGUGUACGUUGUGUGUCAGUGUGUGGUGCGACUGCGGUGGUCAAGUGGCCACCACACGUGCAUAAUACCCGUACGCAUCUGUCGGCAUGAGCCUCGACGUACUGCUGCAAGCGGCUCGCUACAUCGAUCAUAAUGAUACGGGCGCCAACGUCUGCCAAUCGGAGACGCCUUCCGCUGACCAGAUCGCCGCCGGAACCGUGCUCGAUCGUGAAAAAGGAAAUAUAACGAAGGCAUCGUCAUCAAACAGCAUUUCAUGUACGAGCGGGGACAAUUCAGAUGGCAGCGGACAGCUGGAUAGCGACUCCAACACAUCCAAAGAGUCUGAGUGCGCAAAAAAGCGGCCAACAAAGCGAAAAGUACCACCAUCCAUGUCACGCGAGAAGGAAAAAGCCAAGAGAGGUGGCAUCAAACCAAACACGGAAAACCGAAGCGUUCACAAUGUGCUGGAGAAAAAUCGGAGGGCGCAUCUGAAGGACUGCUUUGAAUCGCUGAAGCACGAAGUUAUGGAAACCGAUGACGAGAAAAAAGCGUCACAUUUGGCUGUGCUUAAAAGUGCCGUCCGCUGCAUACAGCAACUCCAAAAACAAAGCGAGCAACUGCAGCGGGACCACGAGCGGGUUCUAAAGGAGAAGACUUCAUCACAGCAGCGCUUUAUCGACCUGAAACGUGAGGUGAUGGCAAACAAUCCCUGCUUUGAUGUUCUGGCGUAUUUGCACAGUAACGAGGACGAUGCAGACAGUCAGGCCACCUGCACUGCGCCGGGCUCUCCAGCACCGUUAUACAAACCCUCAGACGAUAGGUCACACACCUCGUCCCAGCAGCCGGAACAGAGCAGUACAUCGCGGUCCACCGCGCCGGUAAGCCCGUCACGACGCAGCGCUGGGUCGAGUUCCCCGCCUGAACGCAGCAACGAUUCUAACGCGACACGGAAGAAAUCGCGUGACCCUGACAGUAGCGAUAGCCCUGCCAAGUCCCGUCGGCCGCCCAUAAAGUCGGUAACGGAAAUCCUACGGGAAACCAGUUCCGAACCGACAGCCAGCACACCGGCUUCUCCACCGGUGAAGAGUCCAGCCAGUGCAGAAGGGAAAAAAGUACUGCCGAUUAAACUGCGCAUCUUACAAGAUCAGCAGGAUGGAAUGUUUCUGGACCGAACCAAAGCAUCGCCGGUGCUGUCGCCAAUCUCUCCCGCUCUGGAGACGCACCUCUCUCCAUCGGUUCAAGAAAACUGUGGAUUAAAUGGUCUCUCGAAAAUUGCGGUUCCGUAUACGGAAAACAUGACCGUACCGAUGAUCAACAACGCCACUUAUUGGCCAGAUCACAACCUUACAGCAUUCCCUUUCUACGCGCGUUCUGGAUUCCCCAUGUCCAUGUUUCCCAUGAAUCAGUUCCUUGUGCCGGUCAGCAACGGGACAGCCGGACAGAUUCCGCAUGUCGUUAUGAUGCCCGCCCUCGGAAGUCUCUACGGCCAACAGGUCCAAGCAGCGGCCAAUCCGCCCCGUUCAGAUUCGCCGUCAUCUUCGUAGUAUUCGUUUUCAUAUUUUUACCACGAUGGCAAAUUAACGCACACCAAAAAAAGAUUUGUGUUGUUUGGAACGUUACGCGUAGUAUCUCUGAUUCCAUAUGUAUUAUGAAAAGAAUCGCUGCCAAAUUGUUUCGUAAAAUAUUGUUUGCAUUGUUUUCCCUUUAUUACCCUGAUACCGUUUUGGCAAAUUUACUUGGCUGUAAACUUGCUGCGCUUCCGUCGACGCAAAAAACCAUUUCAGAAAUUAAACGGUGUUUAAGUAA